AGCGGGCGGGCGGGGAGCGGCGGGGCCGGCACGGGCACAGCGGCGGCGGCGCCAUGAGGCCCGGGCAGGGGCACCGAGAUGUGCAGAGGAGUGAAUGGCCCAUGUUGUGUUAGUGCCUGUCUGCCAUGCUGGCCUGUCUGCCAGGACCAGGUGACCUCUCCUUUCAGCUUCUUUCUUACACGCAGAUGAACACUGGACUUCAGAAAUGGGACACUACACAGAAAAUGAGAUCUGCACAGUAUCCUACCCCAGCAGAAUUGGAUGCCUAUGCUAAGAAGGUCGCCAACAAUCCCCUGACCAUAAAAAUUUUUCCAAACAGCGUCAAGGUUCCCCAGCGGAAACACAUACGCCGUACUGUGAACGGACUCGAUACUUCGGGCCAGAGGUACAGUCCUUACCCAUCUCAGGCCACCACGAAAACCGGCCUCCUGGCCAUCGUCAAGUCUCCAGCGAAAGGAAUCCUCAAGGACUUUGACGGGACACGCACACGCCUGCUGCCGGAAGCGAUGAUGAAUCCCCCUUCCACGCCGUACGUUGCACCGAGCACUUUAACCCACCCCCAGGCGCUUGCUCGCCAGCAGGCUCUCCAGCAUGCACAGACUUUGCCGCACCCCCAGAGCAUCCCGCAGCCGCAGGCUUUGCAGCACCCUCAGGGUAUACCACAGCCGCAAAGCUUACCCCACCCUCAGGGGAUUCCACAGGCGCUGCCGCACCCUCAGAACAUGCAGCAGCCUCAGGGCUUGCAGCAUCCUCAGACCGUGGCACACCAGGCGCUGCAGCCCCCCCCGAACCCUUUGCUGCAGCCGGGUUUACAUGGGAGCAGAAAGAUGCCGGAUGCGGACGCGCCGCCGAAUGUGACCGUGUCUACCUCAACCAUUCCCCUCUCUAUGGCUGCCACCCUGCAGCAGAACCAGCCACCGGACCUGAGCAGCAUUGUGCACCAGAUUAACCAGUUCUGCCAGGCCAGAGCUGGCAUUAGCACUACCUCAGUGUGUGAGGGACAGAUUGCAAACCCCAGCCCCAUAAGUCGCAACCUGCUUAUCAAUGCAAGUACCAGGGUCUCUACUCACAACGUCCCUACGCCCAUGCCUUCCUGUGUAGUGAACCCUGUCGAUCAUGCUGCUGCUGCUAUUCCUUCUGCCUCUGUUAACGUGCCCAUGGUGAAUAUUAACAGGGUGCCGCCUGCCUACCAGAACGAAAUCAAAUCGGUGGCGUGGAACCAGCACCAGCUCGCUCAUCUGCAGCAAAUGUGUGGGGAUGCUGCCGGUCCCGCCGCGCUGGCAGGGAAGCACGCGCCGAGAGAGAUGGCGGGGCAGAGUUUCCCUGCCAAAACCUCCAGCUACCCUCAAGAACUGUGCAUGGGCCAGUCCUUCGGCUUGAAGCCCCCCAUUGAGAAGCCCACGCCCUCCCCUCCUGUCAACGGCUUGCAGGGACCCUUGCCAUACACCAACGGGCACUAUUUCCAGCCCAUGUGGAAUAACAUUCUGCCCACGCCCAACAGCGACAGCUCUGGGUCCCAGGACCUCGCCAUGCCUUUCCACGGGGGACAGCCGGCCGGAGCAGCGCUAGAUUGUGCAGGAGGACCUCAUUACAGAGCUGGGGCCGGGCCGUCCAGCCAGAAUAACGUGAUGCAGACCGUGGAUUACCUAAGUGGGGACUUCCAGCAGCCUUGCUUCAGAGAUCAGAGCAUGGCCGUGCUGGGAAAAGUCCAUCGGCCUCCCAUGAACCGAGCACCUGAACCGAGCGAUAGUCGAAAUCUUCAUAUUCAGCACCCAGGGUAUAGAUAGGCUGCAGUCACUUUCACAGACAAAAUUAGAGGUUUAGUCUUAAUUUUAACGAAGAAGCAAGGCAUUUUUAACUUGCAAACUUGCGUGAUCAUUAUAGUAACCGUUGGAAGAAGACAUACUGUAUAUUUAAAA
Molecule: messenger RNA, 1919 nt
Organism: Phasianus colchicus (ring-necked pheasant)
Lineage: Eukaryota; Metazoa; Chordata; Aves; Galliformes; Phasianidae
Gene: FAM222B
Product: family with sequence similarity 222 member B
Source: RefSeq, a predicted model, not a curated record